CCAUUCCAUUUUUCAAAUCAAAGGAGGAGAAAAAUGAACUUCGGAUAUCACUCCCGGAAAGUAAGACUAGUCAGAGUGAGAGUCUUCCAAAUAUGUCUCUAUUCCUGCAAACACAUUACACACUCUCUCUACCUUCACCGCGUUACGCUUCUCGCUUCUCAAAUCGAAACCCUAACUCUAACCCCUACAAUUUCUCCCCUCUAAUCCCCACCACACCUCCCAAAUCCCCAUUCCAAUUUCCCAAUAACCGUUCUCCGCCCUCUACUGUCUCCGCCUCCCGCCGGGACACUUCAGAAACGCCGCAGCUCAAGUUGCCCCUGGCCCUAGUGCACGUAACUGUCUCCGCCGUGCUGUUUCUCUGCUGUGGCAUUCGUGCUUGUUCGGCAUCUUCGCCUCCUCUAACCACCACCGUGGUUCAGCAGGAACAAACUAUUCAAGAUGAUAAUGAUGCAAGGAAACAAGAUGGCAGUGAAAAGAUAGAUGUAGAUAAGGAGUUAGAAGCAUCUUUUAAUGCUUGGAAGUCUAAAACCUAUGCAUUGACUGUUCCUUUGAAAGUUGUUGCUUUGCGUGACUCUAUUCCUCCUUCAUGGAUCAAGGACUUCAUAAAUUCUCAAGGGAAGAGAAUGUCAUUUAACGUGAAGUAUUAUGCAAGUCUUGAGAGCAUCUUCUCUAAUCUAUCCCUUCCCUUUACCAAAGGAAAUCUUGGCCCAACAUCUGCUUUGGCAGCUGAUAUUGUUGGUAUUGGUGAUUCAUGGCUCAAAUUUGCCAUUAAAAAAGCUGUAAUUGAGCCAAUACAGGAUGUAGAUGGCCAGGAAUGGUUUAAAAGCUUAGCAGAGAAAUGGAAGGUAUAUCUACGCAGGAACCGUGAGGGAGAAAUGGAUCCUGAAGGUGAUGUAUGGGCUGCCCCAUAUCGAUGGGGUUGCAUGGUAAUAGCAUACAAGACAAAUAAUUUUCAAAAGUAUAAGUUGGCUCCUAUAGAGGACUGGGCUGAUCUGUGGCGGCCUGAUCUUGCGGGGAGGAUUUCCAUGGUAGAUUCUCCUAGAGAAGUUGUUGGUGCGGUAUUAAAGUAUAUGGGGGCUUCCUAUAAUGCAAAUGACAUCAAUUUGGAAGUUAAUGGUGGGAGAGAUGCAGUUAAACAUAAUUUAGCAUUGCUUGCAAAACAGGUUCGACUCUUUGAUAGUGAAAACUAUCUAAAGGCUUUUGGAGUUGGAGAUGUGUGGGUAGCUGUUGGAUGGAGUAGCGAUAUUAUUCCUGUUGCUAAACGCAUGUCUAAUGUUGCAGUUGUCGUCCCAAAGUCUGGAGCGAGUUUAUGGGCAGAUCUUUGGGCAAUUCCUGGUGCCUCUCGGAUUCAAACUAGUCAGAUUGGUGGGCGCGUCAGGGGACCGUCCCCAUUAAUCCAUCAGUGGAUAGAGUUUUGUCUACAAUCUGCUAGAGCACUUCCCUUUAAGCAGGAGGUGAUUCCAGGUGCCUCUCCCCCUCUUCUUCAAGGUCAUUCCGCCAAUGUGUCCUUGGAGUUGACCAAGGGUAGGCCAAGGCUAGACACCAAUCUCAUUGAUGGAGCACCACCACCUAACAUUUUAGAAAGGUGUGAGUUUUUAGAGCCAUUAUCUAAUUCAGCAGUAUCAGAUUACCACUGGUUGCUUGACUCAAUUCAAAAACCUGGCAAUGGAUUGAUACACACGGUGCGUCAGUAUAUCUCAUCAGUGGUCUCAUUUUCUGGAUGAUUUCAUUCAAAUCUGACUUGAACACAUUUAUUGGACCCUGAAAUACAUACCACAAAUAUGUGAUUUUAAUGUCCAAAAACAUCAAAGGGUUUGGUUGAUGUUGUUUGAAGACUUGCAGAGGUCGAUUUUCAAGAUUAUUUGGUUGUAAUAAUGCUGGAGCUGUCCAUUCGCUUGCCCUCUUUAACAUCGAGAGACUUAAAACUUUUCUGUAAAAUUCAUAAAUAAAAAAAGUCAUUAAUGUAUAAGCAUUUGAAGUAGGUUAAUGCUAACAUGUGUCCCACUAGCAUAAGAUAAUGAUUUAUUUGUAGAAAUAUUUUUUUGGAA
Lathyrus oleraceus (garden pea) is the source of this 2048-nucleotide messenger RNA. RefSeq lists its product as uncharacterized. NCBI's taxonomy places the organism in Eukaryota, Viridiplantae, Streptophyta, Magnoliopsida, Fabales, Fabaceae. The transcript is spliced from 7 exons. The coding region runs from base 93 to 1724 and encodes 543 amino acids. The record is from RefSeq and is a predicted model, not a curated record.